Molecule: messenger RNA, 2268 nt
Organism: Wallemia ichthyophaga EXF-994
Lineage: Eukaryota; Fungi; Basidiomycota; Wallemiomycetes; Wallemiales; Wallemiaceae
Product: Lysine-specific demethylase 4B
Exons: 2
Coding region: 1-2268 (755 amino acids)
Biological process (GO): chromatin remodeling
Cellular component (GO): nucleus
Molecular function (GO): histone H3K36 demethylase activity; histone H3K9 demethylase activity
Source: RefSeq, a predicted model, not a curated record
AUGGCCGAAACUCAACCAGAAGCAGCGUCGACGAGUGCUUUACCAAAACCAAGCUACUAUUAUCCCACAGAUGAUGACAGCCAGUAUAUCCCAGUACCCGCCAACGAUAAUCCCGACGAUGAAGAUUACGUAUGCAGAGGUGUCCCUGUUUUUGAGCCAACUAUGGACGAAUUUGUUGAUUUCUACGACUAUGUCCAGAAGAUUGAUAGAUACGGCAUGAAAGCGGGCAUCGUAAAGGUUAUUCCACCAGUUGAGUGGCUCGAGACGCUACCAGAAUACAACGCAUCCAAUCUCGAUAAAAUUAAAAUCAGACAGCCAAUAGCCCAGCAUAUGCUUGGUCGAAGUGGUUUGUACAAGCAAACGAACGUCGUUAAGAGGAAUGUGAUGGGAAUCGAUCAGUGGGCUUCUUUGGCUGGCUGCGGCCACGAUGUUAAGCUGCAGUUCCCCACCCCUACACCACAUCAACCCGAUGAUGUUCUCAGCGACUCUAGCAGAUUCACUAGAGGCAGAGGCUCGUCAUCUAAGCUUAAAGACCCUCCGAGGAGAAAAAGGAGGAGAACUACCGCUGACAAUUCUCAGUUACUAGAUGAAGUCAAGACUGAGGAUGCUUCAUUCGCUAAAGAUGAACCGAGUGACGAGCGCAUGAUUGAUUUUGCUUCUCAAACGCAACCUCCAACUCCUAGUCAUCCUUUGAACGACAACACAUCUCAUUCUCAAAGCUCUCUCCCAUCUGCAGAACUGCAAAGUAAAUUAUCAACACAAUCAGCUCAAGGAGAAGGCUCUGCAGCACCUCAAAAGCCACCUCCAGCUAGAGUAGGCUCAGAAAUCAGUGAAAGCACUGCAAAACCAUCAGCCAAGAAGAGACGAGAAGAACUAGCGAAUGAGUUUUAUGAGGGGCUCAAUAUUCACGAUGUAUGGCUGCCUGACGAUGCCAAGCAUGAGGAUUACGAUGUAAAAGGAUGCAAGCAGCUUGAAAAGCAAUACUGGCGGACUUUAGGAUUAGGCGAUAAUGAGAUUAGCUGGUACGGAGCUGAUUUGUCAGGGUCGCUUUUCAAUGACAAAACCAAAAGCUGGAAUGUGGCAAACCUGCCGUCGUAUCUCACCGAAAUCCUUAAAGAAGCUGGUGUCGGUGCACAGCUACCUGGAGUCAACACACCGUACUUAUACUUUGGUGCAUGGCGAGCAACUUUCGCGUGGCACGUCGAGGACAUGGAUCUAUACAGUAUAAAUUAUAUUCAUUUCGGUGCACCUAAAUUCUGGUACACGAUUCCGCAGAAGCAGAAAUGGAAAUUCGAGAGACUGAUGGCAGGUCUGUUCCCUGGGGAGUCUAAGCAAUGUCCGGAAUGGCUGCGCCAUAAAUCGUAUCUCGCUUCGCCACACGUGUUAGCGUCACAAAACAUCAAGCCGUCAGUGCUAGUGCAAAAGCAGAACGAGUUUGUGAUUACAUUCCCACAUGGCUACCACUCGGGUUUCAAUAUGGGCUUUAACUGCGCAGAGUCUGUCAAUUUCGCUACUGAAGGAUGGACCAAGUAUGGAAGGAAGGCGCGUGCAUGUACCUGUGUUGGCGACAGUGUGAAGAUAGACGUAGAUCAGCUGCUCGAGCGGAUCGAGUAUAGGAAGAGGGAGAUGGAAGCUGAGAAGAAGGGGGUGGUGAUGAAGAUGUCUUUGGAUGAAUAUCUACAGUCGAAGCGCGUCAAAGAGACGGCUGAUGAACAGAUAUCCCAUAUAAAGAUACUUGACUACCUCGUACCUACAUUCGCACCGCCGCAUGAUCAGCAGAUUGCGUGGAUGAAGUGGGGCGCUACGCAGCCAAUUGAGGUGCAGCAUGUGAUCAUCCAAGUUCCGUGGAUGCAGGAAUGUGUGAAGAAUACGCUGAAAUCGACGAAUGAGAAGAAAGAUCAGGCACAGAAGCAGGCACAGACAAAAAAGCAAGAGGAAGUGGCGCAAGAGGAGACGAAUUCUCAGCAGCAGCAGCAGCAAACAAACCCAAAUAUUAACCAUUCAUUCGCACAGUCAUCUGACACCUCCCUUAUGCCAUCUUACAACUCAUCAUUACCAUCAUACCAAGCACAUCAGACACAUCAGGGACUACCAAAUCACUACAAUCACAUAUCAUCAUUGGCUACCUCACAGCAGGCUCAGCAGCAUUCAACAGCAACGCAAGCACAAGUAGCACCAGCACAAGCACCAUCAUCAGCACACCCAUUAGCACAAUCACAUUUAGCAGCAUCCCAAACACAUUCGUCGCAUCUUCCUGGAGGUAUUUGA